Schistosoma rodhaini is the source of this 942-nucleotide messenger RNA. Lineage: Eukaryota; Metazoa; Platyhelminthes; Trematoda; Strigeidida; Schistosomatidae. The record is from the annotation of a GenBank genome assembly.
AUGACCACUUUGUCUUUUGUCGAACUUAUCACAGAGCAUCGAUUACUCUUGCUUACUACAUUCAUCUUUACUUGGAUAAGUUUCAAACUUUUACAGUUAUUGUUGAUCUAUUUGAAAUACACUGUUGGAAAAUGGUGCUUUUCUAAACGGAAAACACUUCGUAAAGCUGGUGAAUGGGCAGUUGUUACUGGUGCAUCAUCAGGUAUUGGUGAAGCAUAUGCAGAAGAAUUGGCCAAAGAGAGUCUCAAUAUCAUGCUUAUCAGUAAUGAUGAAGAACAACUGUCCUGCGUUGCCAAUCGAAUCGCAACUACAUACAAUGUUCAGACACGAAUUGUGGUUGCAGAUUUUACCAAAAAUGAUGUCUAUGAAAUAAUCAAACCUGCUAUUGAACAAUUAUCUACAAUUGCUUGUUUAGUUAAUAAUGUCGGCAUGGGAUUACCUUUUGAGUUGUUUGCUGGAGAAGUUAAUUCACCAAAUGAACAAUCUAUUAGAAAUAUCAUUCAUUGUAAUAUUUUAUCUACAAUAACAAUGACAAGUAUAAUUCUAUCAAAAAUGUUAACACAAAAAGAACCUAAUCCUGGUAUCAUUAAUAUUGCAUCAUAUUCAGCUUUAAGAGUAACACCUUAUUUAACUGUAUAUUCAUCAACUAAAUCAGCUAUUAUACAAUUUUCAAAAUGUUUAACUGCAGAAAAGUAUCAAAAGCAUCUUAUCAUACAAACACUUUGUCCAUUAACCAUCUAUACAUCAAUGACAAAGAAUGAGAAACCUACAUUUUUUAUACCAACAGCUAAAGUGUAUGCUAAAUAUAUGUAUGGUGUUGAACAACAAUCAACAGGGUAUAUACAACAUGAAUUAAAAGCUUAUUUAUUUAAUUUAUUACCAACAUUUCUAUGGAUAUUAUUAACUUAUAAUAGAGUGAAAUCACGUAAAAAGAAUCUAUAA